Encephalitozoon hellem ATCC 50504 is the source of this 1944-nucleotide messenger RNA. RefSeq lists its product as uncharacterized. The record is from RefSeq and is a predicted model, not a curated record. Bases 1 to 1944 code for a protein of 647 amino acids. NCBI's taxonomy places the organism in Eukaryota, Fungi, Microsporidia, Unikaryonidae. The transcript has a single exon.
AUGAAAAGAGUCGAUGUUAAAGAAAUAGAGAAGAAGGCCAGUUUUGUGUUGAGGGAAAGAGAUGCUGGAUCUGGUGAGUUAUGCCCAGGAGAAUGUUCGAGGAUCCUCGUAGUCAAGGGCCACAGAGCUGUUCUAUUUGGCACCACAUUAUUUCUCGAUGAAAGGAAGUUUGAGGAGGACAUUAUUUAUCUAAGCAAGGACGAGACAAGGAUUGUUAUGGCAAAGCACAAUGAGGUGGUUGUUCUAGAUUUCUUCUCUUCUACCAUCAAGAGGAUUGGUGCAAAGGCCCGAAUAAGAAGAGGAGAGGUAUGGAAUGAGUACCUAGGCAUUCUGGAUGAGGACGGACGUCUGGAGGUAUUCAAGGAUGGGAAGUUCGUGUAUGAAAGGGAGGGUGUAAAGGACUUUCUUCUUCCUGAUUUUGUUGUUGGCAUGGAUGAGAAGUUUAUGAGCCAUGAGAAUGUGAAGAGGCUUUUUCGAAAUAGUAGAGGGGAGGGGAUCAUAGUUGUGACUGAUGAGAAGCUGGCCCUUGGAGACGUUGAGGUUGAAAACAUACUUCAUACUGGGGAUGUGGACUACGACAGAGAUGCAACGCCCUGCUACUAUCAUUGCGAUUUCCACGGUGUGAAUCUGUUAGCGUCUAGCAACUCUUCCAAGUUCCUAUUCCUUGGAGAUGGCCUUUAUGAGUUGGAUCUAGAAGAAGAAAUAAAGCUUCUGAGCUUAAGAACAGAUGAGAAGUUCAACGUCAGAUAUCUAGUGGGUAUGGACUACUCUGGAGAGUAUGUGUACCUCGUUGAUGAAGACGGGGUUGUGAGCAAGUUUGAGGCCUGUGGGAUAGAAAACGAAAGAGAGUUGAAGGAAGACAUUGAUUUUGUAGAGGAGAGAUAUGUGAUUUCGAAAGAAGAGGGACUGAAGAAAGUGGAUGGGGAGGAUUAUGCCACAGGAGCUGGAAAGGACAAGCCACUUUCAUCAUUGAACAAUCUACUGGAUUCUAUCAAGGAGAGCCGCACUUCUGUAGAAGUGGAGGACAGCAAGCCUCCUAAGGACGAAGAUGUACCUAGGAAAGUGACAGGGGAUUCUAGAGUGGACGAAUUGAUUGAGAGAAUUGGUUCCCAGAUAGAUAAGAUUACCAAGGACUUUAAGGAAAUAAAAGUUGAGAAAAAGACCUUUCGGAUGUACAAAUACAAUGCAAACGAUUUGUCAUUGUCUGUUGAGCAGGUAUAUAUGAAUGUCACAAGGCUCGAGAACCACAGAUCGAUGGGGGAUGAAAUGGCGGAACAGCUUUCGCUAAUGCUUAACAAUCUUGAAGUCUACAGAGGGAUUGAUGAGGAAAACAUAAGAAAUGCAGUAAGGUACAUUGACAGUGCAAUAGAAAGUAUUUCUAAGAAACGAAGGAGAAGGAUUGUACACUAUACGAAGCCAUUGUUCUAUGGAAUUGGAAAGGUGGGAAGAAUCAGCCAAGGGUUGGAUGUGAAUCUUGGAAGUGUUCAAAAUACCUUGACAGAGGUGGGUUAUGUAGAAAAAAAGAUAGACAACGAUGAUCUGGGAGACAACUUUACACAGCAUUUUAAUCUUAACCAAGGGCCUACAGAUGCUGUGCCCGAGGAGAAGCUGGAGAGCCAGCAAAAGGAAGUUCGUCCAGAGAAAAUAGAAAGCAAGCCAGAUAGAAGUUGUUUUGGCGGAAAUGUGCUACAAAGGGAAGAAGCAGCACAUCGUCCAAUUUCUAAUGCACAGCCUGCUAACAUCUUUGGGCAGCCGAUGCCUCAAAGUAACUCUAUACAGUUCGAAGGAUUGUUUAGCGGCACCUCACCAUCCAAUAUUUUUCAAUCCAUAACAAGCAAUGCUCCCACUAUUCCUCAAGUUCCAUUGAAGAAGGAAGAGACACCUGAUCAAUCAACCCCGAACGCAUUUUCAAGAUUUGCAAAUAGUAGAAGCCUAUUCAAAUAA